AUGACCUCCUCGGCGGACAGCCGGUCAACCUCAUCCGACGAUGCGACCCCGGAAGAAUUCUGGCUCUACGGAUACGGGCAAGUUCUUUUCCCUUUCCCUUCCCAUCCUCACCACCGGCGCAUACCAGGCUACGUGACCGGCUACGUUCGCCGCUUCUGGCAGGUCCCGUCUCCCCCUCCCCAAAUCUUUUCUUCUUCCACUGACACAUUCUCACAGGCAAGCGAGGACCACCGCGGCACGCCCGAGGCCCCCGGCCGCGUCGUCACCCUUAUCGAGCGCUCCUACUGGUCCUCCCUGACCGACCACCACCACGACUCUGCUCCCGAGCGCGUCUGGGGCGUCGCCUACCGCAUACGGCCCGACCGCGUCGCCGAGGUUCGCGAGUACCUGGACAUUCGCGAGAUCAACGGCUACUCCAUCCACUACGCGCCGUUUCAGCCCGCCGCCGCCGAUGCCGAGCCGAUCCGGGCGCUCGUCUACAUCGGCACGCCGGACAACGCCCAGUUCGUCGGCCCCCAGGACCCCCAGGCGCUCGCCGAGCACAUCUUCCGCAGCAGCGGGCCCAGCGGGCCCAACAAGGACUACCUCCUCGGCCUGGACGAUGCCCUGGCCGAGCUCUCCCCGGAGAGCGGCGACGAGCACGUGGCAGACCUCGCUCGACGUGUUCGUGCCUUGGAACAGGCCAAAGCCGCCGACGGGUAA
This is a messenger RNA of Cordyceps fumosorosea ARSEF 2679, 702 nucleotides long. RefSeq names its product ChaC-like protein. Gene Ontology annotation, biological process: glutathione catabolic process. Gene Ontology annotation, molecular function: glutathione specific gamma-glutamylcyclotransferase activity; gamma-glutamylcyclotransferase activity. The transcript has 3 exons. The record is from RefSeq and is a predicted model, not a curated record. Bases 1 to 702 code for a protein of 233 amino acids. Gene Ontology annotation, cellular component: cytoplasm. Lineage: Eukaryota; Fungi; Ascomycota; Sordariomycetes; Hypocreales; Cordycipitaceae.